Mycotypha africana is the source of this 1434-nucleotide messenger RNA. Its product is annotated as POT family-domain-containing protein. NCBI's taxonomy places the organism in Eukaryota, Fungi, Mucoromycota, Mucoromycetes, Mucorales, Mycotyphaceae. The record is from RefSeq and is a predicted model, not a curated record. The transcript has 3 exons. Gene Ontology annotation, molecular function: tripeptide transmembrane transporter activity; dipeptide transmembrane transporter activity. Gene Ontology annotation, cellular component: plasma membrane; fungal-type vacuole. Gene Ontology annotation, biological process: oligopeptide transport; transmembrane transport. Bases 1 to 1434 code for a protein of 477 amino acids.
AUGUUGGGCGCUAUUAUUGCAGAUCAAUAUAUUGGCCGUUAUAAAACAAUCAUCAUCUUUUCCAUCGUUUAUAUGUUUGGUUUUCUUAUCCUUACCACUACAUCUAUUCCUGCAGCUCAGGCUAAAGGGGCUAGUUUCCCCGGUUAUAUCGUCUCCCUUAUUGUCAUUGGCCUUGGUACUGGUGGUAUCAAAGGUAUUGUUUCCCCUCUUUGUGCCGAUCAAUACAGAAGGACUGAGAACUACAUUAAAGAACUCAAGUCUGGCGAACGUGUUCUUGUUGACUUUGAUCUCAGCAUCCAGCAUUUAUAUAAUUGGUUUUACUGGGCUAUCAACGUUGGCUCUUUGUUAGGUGGUAUUAUCUGUCCCAUUCUUGAACUUCGCGUGGGAUUUUACGCGGCUUUUGUAUUACCUACCGUGAUUUUCUUCAUUGCUAUCAUUGUCUUUAUUGGCGGUUCUAAAACCUAUUAUAAGCCUGGCCCCACUGACUCCGUCAUUGCCAAAGCUUGGCAAAUUGUCAAAUUUGCCUAUAAGCGAUCGCGUUUGCCCGAAAACAAAGAAGCUCGCAAGAACUGUAAGGAUGUACUUGAUUUUGCCAAGCGUGACUCUGGUAUUCCCGCUGCAAUUGAGUGGACACCUGAAGCUUACAGUGUUGCCACUUGGGAUGAUACUUUUGUGGAUGAAUUGAAGCAAGCUGUCAUGGCUUGUAAAAUCUUUGUUCCUCUUUCCAUUUACUGGGUCUGUUACAAUCAAUUGUCCAACAACUUACUUUCUCAAGCAAGUACCAUGUAUCGUCCUGAAGGAUUUCCAAAUGAUAUUAUGAACAACUUUGAUCCUAUCGCUUUGAUUGUUUUCAUCCCUAUUACCGAUGGUUUCCUGUAUCCAUUAUUACGUCGCUUGAAGAUCAAUUUCGCUAUUCAAAAGCGUAUUACUGCUGGUUUCAUUUUCGGUGCUUUGGCUAUGGUUUACGCAGCCGUUGUUCAGCAUUACAUUUAUAUCGAUCCUCUUUUUGCCGAAUCAGGAGGAAGAACUUCACAUGUCUCUGUAUUCUUACAAAUUCCUUGUUACUUUUUAAUCGCUUUCUCUGAAAUCUUCGCAUCUAUUUCCUCCAACGAAUACGCCUAUACACACGCUCCCAAGUCCAUGAAGUCACUUGUAUCUGCGCUCUCCUUGUGGCCUAGCUGUGUCGCUGCUUUGAUUUCUUUGGCUAUAUCACCUUCAUCUCAUGAUCCUAAUAUGGUCUGGGUAUACACAGGUGUUGCUGUUGCUGCUUUCAUUACUGGUAUCAUUUACUAUUGGAUGUUUAGAAGCUAUGACAUUAUUGAUGAACAAGCUAAAUUGAAGAAGUUUUUGGAGCAAGAACAGUUCGAAAGCAACAUUGAUCUGGACGAAACUAAUGUUGCUCAUAGUGUGUCUGAUGAAAAAACCAACUUGUGA